AAAAGGAUGAAGAGCGGAUCUUAAAUUAGUCAAUGAGCGAAAAGUCAUCAUUCCUCCUCUGAGCUGAAAAGGAAACAGAGCUUACGGCGGUGGCGGCCGAUAAGAGGACGUCGGAGUAGCUGAUCGAUCGAUCUAGACUUCUAGUAGUGUUAAAAGUAAGAAUUGAUGGCGAGAUCUUCGAUAAUUCAUGAUCCGUUGCGGCUCCUGUUCUUCUUCUUCUUGUUCUUCGUUUUCGUCUUCGGAAUUGCUCGAGCUCAGAGUCAAACGUCAAACGCUACUACAGAUCCUGCUGAAGUUGCUGCCUUGAACACCAUAUUCCAACAAUGGGGAGUAUCAUUUCCAGGCACUUCUGGUCCAUGGAACGUAAGCGGAAACCCAUGCACUGGAGCUGCCAUCGAUUCAGUCUCCCUCGACGGCAAUGGGGCGUACAAUCCAGGCAUCAAAUGCGACUGUUCCUUCAACAACAACUCUAUUUGUCAUAUUACUCGAAUAAGAGUAUAUGCAGUAGAUGCUGCAGGACCAAUUCCAGAUGCGUUAUGGACUCUUACUUUCCUCACCAACUUGGACAUUGGGCAGAAUAUACUCUCAGGUCCUAUUUCCCCAGCUAUUGGAAAUCUGACUCGAAUGCAGUACAUGUCCCUUGGUAUUAAUGCAUUGUCUGGGGAGUUACCAGAGGAACUAGGAUUGCUUACAGAUUUAAGAUCAUUGUCUUUUUCUUCAAAUAACUUCUCUGGUCCAUUGCCAUCUACAAUUGGUAACUUACGGAAAUUAGAACAAUUGUAUAUGGAUAGUUGUGGAGCUAGUGGUCCUAUACCUGCAAGUUUUGCUGCUCUACAGAAUCUGCAUACUGUGUGGGCAUCAGAUAAUAACUUCACAGGCAACAUACCUGAUUUCAUUGGGGGUUGGACUAAGUUAACAGAAUUGAGGUUUCAGGGGAAUUCUUUCCAGGGUCCAAUUCCAUCAACAUUUUCCAACUUAACCUUGAUGGAGAGCUUACGAAUAAGUGACUUAUCCACGGGGAGCUCACAACUAACUUUUAUCCAGAACAUGACUUCUCUGAAAACCUUAAUUCUGAGAAACAACAAUAUUUCAGGAUCUAUACCAAGCUUUAUGGGAGGAUUUUUAAGUUUGUCAACUCUCGAUCUGAGUUUCAAUAACUUAACCGGAGGGAUUCCAGCGGCAGUGUUCAAUUUGAGCUCUCUCUCCUUCUUGUAUCUUGGGAAUAACAAACUGAUUGGUUCUGUCCCUUCACAAAAAAGCCAAUCUCUCCUCAAUGUAGAUCUGUCUUACAAUGAACUAUCAGGGUCAUUUCCUACUUGGAUAAGUGACAACAAUCUGCAGAUUAAUUUAGUUGCCAAUAACUUCACUAUUGGAAGCUCGGACAACAGUGGUUUGCCUUCAGGUCUAAAUUGUCUUCAGAAGAACUUUCCUUGUGGUCGCAAUUCACCUACAUAUUCCAGCUUUGCAAUCAAGUGUGGUGGUCCUCCAAUUACCUCUUCUACUGGUAUUCAAUUUGAGAGGGAAAAUGAGACUCUUGGACCAGCCACAUAUUUUACUACCAGCACAAGCCGGUGGGCUGUGAGUAAUGCCGGGCGCUUUGCAGAGAACAAUAACCCACUAUUUACAGCAGGCUCUACGUCUCAGUUCAAUAGUUUAGACUCAGAGUUGUUCCAAACAGCCAGAAAAUCUCCUGGAUCUCUCAGAUACUACGGAUUAGGUCUCGAGAAUGGAAACUAUACUGUCAGCCUCCAGUUUGCAGAAAUAGAAAUAUCUAAUGAGCAGUCUAGGUGGCAAAGUCUUGGAAGGCGUGUUUUUGAUAUAUAUAUCCAGGGACAACUAGAACUUAAGGAUUUUGAUAUAGUGAAAGCGGCAGGUGGGGCAACUCGAGCCCAUGAAAGAAAAUUUACUGCUAAUGUGUUUGAAAACUAUCUUGAGAUCCAUCUGUUUUGGGCUGGUAAAGGGACCUGUUGUAUACCCGCACAAGGUACAUACGGUCCCUUGAUCUCAGCAAUCAGUGCCACCCCAGACUUUGUUCCCACUGUAAGUAACAAGCCUCCAAGCUCUAAGAAGAACAAUACAGGCUUGAUUGCGGGAGUUGUUGUUUCUGUUGGAGUUGUAAUCUUGGCAUCUUUGUUUGCUAUAUAUUUCUAUAUUCAAAGGAAAAAAAGAUUACAGAACAUUGAUGAUGAAGAGUUCUUGGGAAUGGAGACGAAACCGUUCAUGUUCAGUUACAGUGAGCUGAGAGCUGCAACAGGUGAUUUUUCUUCUACGAACAAGCUUGGGGAGGGUGGCUUUGGACCGGUUUUCAAGGGAUCACUCAGUGAUGGACGGGUAGUUGCUGUUAAGCAAUUGUCUGUUGCAUCCCACCAAGGAAAAAGUCAGUUUGUAGCAGAGAUAGCUACAAUAUCUGCAGUGCAGCACCGUAAUCUUGUCAAACUGUAUGGUUGCUGUCUUGAAGGAGAAAAAAGACUGCUUGUUUAUGAGUUUCUAGAAAACAAGAGUCUCGACCAAGCACUAUUUGGUGAAAAGGCUGGUUUCAUUCUUGAUUGGCCCACUCGUUUUGAUAUAUGCUUGGGCGUAGCUAGGGGAUUAACUUACCUUCAUGAGGAAUCUCGGCUACGAAUUGUGCAUAGAGAUGUGAAGGCCAGUAAUAUUUUGCUCGACUCCAAUCUUAUUCCCAAGAUAUCUGACUUUGGUUUGGCUAAACUGUACGAUGAUAAGAAGACCCAUAUAAGCACCCGUGUUGCAGGGACUAUUGGGUAUCUCGCACCAGAGUAUGCUAUGCGUGGGCACCUUACAGAGAAAGCUGAUGUGUUUGGUUUUGGUGUGGUGGCCUUGGAGAUUGUCGCUGGAAGACCAAACUCUGACACAAGUUUGGAUACAGACAAGAUGUACCUUCUAGAAUGGGCUUGGAAUCUGCAUGAAAACAAUGCGGAAGUUGAGCUGGUAGAUGAAAAGAUGUCAGAUUUCAACGAAGAAGAAGUAAAGCGAUUAAUUGGGGUGGCUCUACUCUGCACUCAGACUUCUCCAACAAUGAGACCACCCAUGUCUCGUGUAGUGGCAAUGCUUUCUGGAGACAUAGAAGUUGGUUCAGCAAGCUCACGGCCUGGCUAUCUGACUGACUGGAAGUUCAGUGACACUACCACUUUCAUGAGCAAUGAUUCCGACUUGAAAACUGGCAAUAAUAGUCACUACACCGCCACCUCAUCAAGCGCAGACUUCGGAACUUCUAUAGAAAGGUCCCCAAUUGGCCAUCAAUCUUCCCUUGACAGCAUCAUUGGCGAGGGAAGAUAGAUAUUACGCUAAUUUUAAAAUUAUCAUGUUUAUGUAUGUUUGUGUUGCCUUAUUAUUAUUGUGUUUGUGUUGCCUUAUUAUUAUUGUGUUUCUUCUAGUUAGAAUUUGUGUUAAAGCUUUGUUGUGAUAAUAAUCUAUAUGUGGAAUGAGGAUAUUUCAAGUACAGACACAAUGAAAAAUAGUAUUGCUUACAUUUUUGUUUAAAGUGAACUUAUUAUUGAGACAAUGUUUGAUAGACAUGACAAUAUUGAAUUUUAUGU
Messenger RNA from Impatiens glandulifera, 3554 nucleotides. RefSeq names its product probable LRR receptor-like serine/threonine-protein kinase At1g56130. Bases 166 to 3294 code for a protein of 1042 amino acids. The record is from RefSeq and is a predicted model, not a curated record. Gene Ontology annotation, biological process: protein phosphorylation. The transcript is spliced from 24 exons. Gene Ontology annotation, molecular function: protein binding; ATP binding; protein kinase activity. Lineage: Eukaryota; Viridiplantae; Streptophyta; Magnoliopsida; Ericales; Balsaminaceae.